AUGACCGAAAUACCUACUCAACCACCUUCUCGUUCACUAAAAGACAAAGUCGCUAUUGUCACAGGUGCGGGAUGCUUUGGAGAUGGCAUUGGAAAUGGUAGGGCUAUAACAAUCAUGUUGGCCAACGAAGGCUGUAACGUGAUAUGCCUUGACAUGAAUCUCGAAUGGGCAACAACGACAGCUGAUAUGGCCAACCGAAGCUCAGGCGCCAUCAAGGCGAUUCCAGCACAAGGAAAUGUCACAAAUGCAAACGAUUGUGAGAAUACCGUUGCGCUUGCAAUGAAAGAAUUUGGUCGCCUGGAUAUUCUUGUCAAUAAUGUCGGCAUAGCAGGGGCCCCGGGCACUGCCAUUGAUGUGGAUAUGGACAAAUGGACGAUGGGGCUUGAAGUCAAUGUUACAAGCAUGGUUUUGAUGGCAAAGUAUGCUAUACCCGCAAUGGCUAAGAAUGACGGUGAAGUCAAAGGGUCUAUCGUCAAUAUGGGGAGUGUAGCCGGUUUAAAGGGCGGUACACCUCACCUUUUGUAUCCAACCGCAAAGGGGGCGGUGGUAAAUAUGACCAGGGCCAUGGCUGCUCAUCACGCCAAAGAUGGUAUAAGAGUCAACUGCGUGUGUCCCGGAAUGCUAUAUACACCGAUGAUGUACGCGAAUGGCAUGUCAGAAGAGGCCAGGGAAGCGAGGAAGGCGAGGAGUCUACUCGGGACUGAGGGUACAGCUUGGGAUGCUGCCUGCGCAGUUGUGUUUUUGGCGAGUAAUCAUGCAAGGUGGAUUACCGGAGCUAUCUUGCCAGUGGAUGCUGGAACAACUGCUGCAGUUGGAACUAGCUUGCCUGCUGGUUCAAGCGUUAAUGGUUGA
Messenger RNA from Fusarium poae, 852 nucleotides. RefSeq lists its product as uncharacterized. The transcript has 2 exons. The record is from RefSeq and is a predicted model, not a curated record. The coding region runs from base 1 to 852 and encodes 283 amino acids. Gene Ontology annotation, molecular function: oxidoreductase activity, acting on the CH-OH group of donors, NAD or NADP as acceptor. Lineage: Eukaryota; Fungi; Ascomycota; Sordariomycetes; Hypocreales; Nectriaceae.